This is a messenger RNA of Recurvomyces mirabilis, 831 nucleotides long. RefSeq names its product Accumulation of DYads. The transcript is spliced from 3 exons. Gene Ontology annotation, molecular function: acetate transmembrane transporter activity. The record is from RefSeq and is a predicted model, not a curated record. The coding region runs from base 1 to 831 and encodes 276 amino acids. Gene Ontology annotation, cellular component: plasma membrane. Lineage: Eukaryota; Fungi; Ascomycota; Dothideomycetes; Mycosphaerellales; Teratosphaeriaceae.
AUGGCUUCAGCUUCUCCCUCAGCCAUUGAGCGGCUACCGCCAGGACAGCAUCGCUAUCCUGACUAUGGCGGCAACCCUCUCGCUCACAUCUUAUCCAAUGUCGAGUCAGAGCGGCUACCAGCCUUCGGUGGUGCUUUCCAGCCAGGUCUAUACAAACCACCGGCCUUCAAGUUUGGCAACCCAGUCCCCCUCGGAUUGAGCGGCUUCGCCUUGACAACAUUCGUCCUCAAUUUGAUCAAUCUAGGUGUCCGAGAUAUCACCUCGCCAGCUCUCGUCAUCGCUCCGGCUCUAGUCUAUGGCGGUUUCAUACAAUUGCUAGCUGGUAUGUGGGAUAUAGCUCUCGGUAAUGUCUUCGGCGGCACCGCACUGUCUACCUACGGUGGCUUCUGGAUCAGUCUAGCCAUCCUUCUCAUCCCAGGCGGUUUCGGCAUCGAGAAAUCCUACGCUUCCCAGGGUGAUUUCUAUGCCGCCUUCGGACUCUACAUUUUCGGUUGGAUGAUUGUGACGAUCAUGUUCUGGCUCUGUACACUACGCAGCACAAUAUUCUUCUCCUCUUUGUUCUGCACGGUCUGGCUUUCCUUCCUGUGUCUCGGUAUAAGCUACCUAGACGCCCAGAAUAAUGCCGAAGGACUUCCAAAUCUGGCGUGGCAGAAGGCCGGUGGUGGGCUAGGCAUUAUAGCGGCCUUUUUGGCGUGGUAUAACAUGCUGGCGGGAUUGUUGGAUCCAGGGAACUCGUUCUUUCUCGUGCCGGUGUUUCACUUUCCUUGGAGCGAGAAGGGGCGCAGUGAUAGGAUGAAAGCUAAGCAGGAUGGCAAUGGAGAGAGCGUGUAG